Molecule: messenger RNA, 717 nt
Organism: Psilocybe cubensis
Lineage: Eukaryota; Fungi; Basidiomycota; Agaricomycetes; Agaricales; Agrocybaceae
Exons: 5
Coding region: 1-717 (238 amino acids)
Molecular function (GO): sphingosine-1-phosphate phosphatase activity
Source: RefSeq, a predicted model, not a curated record
AUGCGCGACGGUCCACGAACAUCUUUGGAUCUUACUCAUGUAUUAUAUGAUGACUCGUCCUACUUCUCACUUGCUCUGGCACUUGUGACCCUGAGUCCAAUACUUCUGAUGGCAUCGUAUGCUGCAUUAGCUGUACAAACACGCGAAUUCAUCAUAAUCGUUAUGUGGGCAGGCCAGUUUGCAGGCGAGCUCCUGAACUGGAUCAUUAAACGUAUUAUUAAACAGGAAAGACCAAUAGAAAGCAUUGGGAAUGGAUACGGAUUUCCUUCAUCUCACAGCCAAUAUAUGGCUUACUUCGCGUCCUUUUUGAUUGCACAUCUCUAUUCUAGACAUCGAUUUUCCUCUACCGGAUCAAAAAUAGUUGACUUUAUAUGGCGGAUGGUCGUGUACGCUGCUUUGCUGGGAUGGGCAGGACUCGUUGCAUAUUCACGCUACUACCUUGGGUAUCACAGUGCCCACCAGAUAAUCUGGGGACUGGCCAUAGGUUUCGUUCUAGGCUCAACUGUAUAUAUCUUGUCCGAGGCCAUUCCUACACGUUAUCCAAACUCCUGGUUAGGAAGGUUAAAAGCGUCAAUCCUCGACAACCCCAUUGUUGUAUGGCUACAAAUUCGCGAUGGCUGGGCUAUAUGGGCAGAUGGUGGGCGAGAAGGUGAAUGGGUGAGAUGGAGAAGGGAGUGGGAAGCUCAAAAGAAGACGAGCAAACCAAAGUCGCGUUAA